AUGGACCUCCCAGCAAGCCUCGUACGAGACAUAUCGCCGCCGCCGCUUUCGAAGCGAAGACAGUCUGCGACGGGUACUGUGCGUGCACCUCCAGGCUCCCCAGAAGCCGCACUUGUAGACACCAAGCCAGCUGUCCCAAAGAACCUACCUAUGUUGGUAGCGGUAGAAGCCGGCAAGGUCAAGAUCGUUGAUCACCUCGCCUACUUCAGAAGCCAGCUGGCCAAAGCCUCUAGGUGUACAUCAUCCGAUGUCCCAAGACUCUCCGUUGAUAUCUUCGCUACACUCUAUCAUUCUAAUCUCCACCCGCAUGGCCACCACUUCGUCGUUCAUCAACAUAACCACCCCGUCGCGGGUGUGCAUUAUGACUUGCGUCUUCAAUUCUCGGAAACGAGUUCUAUAUCCUUCGCCCUUCCAAAGGGAUUGCCUGGUGAUGCCAACUCUAAGAGUAUAAGUAGACUCGCGAUUGAGACUAGGGUACAUAACUACUGGAACCAUCUAAUUGAGAGCGCAAGCAGAAAGACUGGAAGCUUGAUAAUAUGGGAUACUGGAACGUAUAGUAUUCUGCCUAGAACAAAGAGAAAGGAUGAGACCCUAAGCCCGCAGACUACGGAUGAUGACGAAGCGGAUGAAGGCCCAGAUAACGAAGCAACAGUGCGAGAGCGCAAAAGUGCGGGCGGAGAGAAUGACGAGAAUUUGAAGCUGAUAGCAGCUUUUCAAGCUCGGUAUAUUCACCUACGCCUUUACGGCACGCGACUACCACAGAAUUACACAGUUGUAUUGCGUCUCUCAUCAAGUGACAUGGCCAAACGGUCGACGGCUAAACAAAAGAGUCCGAAGCGUUCUCAAGCUAGUUCUAUAGCAAGAACUCCUACUACCUCGGAUGAUGAGGACAAUCCUGCGGGCAUGUCUGUACAGGAGAGCGCAGGAAAUCAAGAACUAGAGACCGAAACAGAAGAAGAUGAGCAGACACGCGCCACCAACGCAUACCCCGGCUCUUCGAAUGAUAUCGGAUCGAUACAUCAGCGGCGCUGGUUUCUUCAACUCGAUCGGCAAAAUAGCGGGUUUCAACUGGAAACUUCCGGUAGCGAAAGAGGAAGAUGGACUGGAGGGUUCAAGCCGUUCCUCAUCCGCGGUCGGGAUCACGAGCGGAGCGUCGUCACAGGAAGGUUCGCACGGGAGGUGGAAAGCGAUGAGGGAAUCGAGGGCUUCGUAGGAAGGAGAGGGUGGACAGGAAUCGAGCACUGA
Alternaria atra is the source of this 1245-nucleotide messenger RNA. RefSeq lists its product as uncharacterized. The coding region runs from base 1 to 1245 and encodes 414 amino acids. NCBI's taxonomy places the organism in Eukaryota, Fungi, Ascomycota, Dothideomycetes, Pleosporales, Pleosporaceae. The record is from RefSeq and is a predicted model, not a curated record. The transcript has a single exon.